This is a messenger RNA of Mauremys mutica (yellowpond turtle), 3432 nucleotides long. RefSeq names its product rho-related BTB domain-containing protein 2-like. NCBI's taxonomy places the organism in Eukaryota, Metazoa, Chordata, Testudines, Geoemydidae. Bases 144 to 2249 code for a protein of 701 amino acids. Gene Ontology annotation, biological process: small GTPase-mediated signal transduction. Gene Ontology annotation, molecular function: GTP binding; GTPase activity; protein binding. The record is from RefSeq and is a predicted model, not a curated record. The transcript is spliced from 10 exons.
GGCCGCGCGAGGGGGGGCGGGGAGCGGCCCGGCCGGGGCGCGAUGGGCCGGAGGCGGCGGUGGCCGCCGCGCUGGACACGGGCGCGCCCCGAGGCCGAGCCGGCGCCCUGAGCGGCCCGGGACCCCCAGGCAGCUGUGCCCUGAUGGAUAUUGAUCUGGACUAUGAGAGACCCAAUGUCGAGACCAUUAAGUGUGUGGUUGUCGGGGAUAACGCCGUGGGCAAGACACGCCUCAUCUGUGCCAGGGCCUGCAAUGCCACCCUCACCCAGUACCAGCUGCUGGCCACCCAUGUGCCAACCGUCUGGGCCAUCGACCAGUACCGCGUGUGCCAGGAGGUGCUGGAGCGCUCCCGGGACGUGGUGGACGAAGUCAGCGUGUCUCUGCGGCUCUGGGACACCUUUGGGGACCACCACAAGGACAGGCGCUUUGCCUACGGCAGGUCGGAUGUGGUGGUUCUCUGCUUCUCCCUGGCGAACCCCAACUCCCUGCGCCAUGUGAAGACCAUGUGGUACCCGGAGAUCAAACACUUCUGCCCACGGACACCCAUCGUGCUGGUAGGGUGCCAGCUGGACCUACGCUAUGCCGACCUGGAGGCAGUCAACCGUGCCCGGCGCCCGCUGGCCAAGCCCAUCAGACCCACGGACAUCCUGCCGCCCGAGCGGGGCCACGAGGUGGCCAAGGACCUGGGGGUGCCGUACUACGAGACCAGCGUGGUGGCGCAGUUUGGCGUCAAGGAUGUCUUUGACAACGCCAUCCGCGCCGCCCUCAUCUCCCGCCGCCACCUGCAGUUCUGGAAGUCCCACCUGAAGAAGAUGCAGAGGCCCUUGCUGCAGGCACCCUUCCUGCCCCCCAAGCCGCCCCCGCCUGUCAUCCACAUCCCGGACCCCCCCACCAGCGGUGGCCAGGGCCCUGCCGCCCUCUUCUGCACCCCCCUCUGUGCUGAUGUGGUCUUCCAGCUGCAGGGGGGGCACAGUGUCUUCGCCCAUCGUGUCUACCUGGCCACGUCCUGCUCCAAGUUCUACGACCUCUUCACCCUGGCGGGGUCGGCGAGCCAGGCCCAGGAGCCCUGUGGUGUGGAGCGACGGGCGGCCAAGGAGCCGGCUGCCAGGACUAAGAGCCUGGAGAUGGAGAAGGGCCUCCUGGGCGAUGGGGCCCAGGCCCCACUCAGGACUUCGCAGAGUGACGAUCCCCUGCGGUUGGUGCCGGGCGAGGGCCAGCAGCUCCCAGGGGCCGGGGGCCAGGAGCUGUCGGGCUGGGGCCGGGGCUUUGUCAGCAUGCAGCUGGAGUUGGUUCAGGACCCCGUGACCCAGCGGGAGAGGCAGAUGACGGUGGUGUACAUGGACUGCCUGGUCCAGCCGGGGCCCUUCCGCGCGGUGCUGGAGUAUCUGUACACGGGCCACCUGGACCAGGGCCGCGCAGACCUCAUGCAGGUGGCCACCAUCGCCGAGCUGCUGGAGGUCUUCGACCUGCGCAUGAUGGUGGCCAACGUGCUGAACAAGGAGAGUUUCAUGAAUCAAGAGAUCACCAAAGCCUUCCAUGUGCGCCGUGCCAACCGCAUCAAGGAGUGCCUGGGCAAGGGCGUCUUUGCGGACGUUGUGUUCCUGGUGGAUGAUGGGUCGGUGCCGGCCCACAAGCCGCUGCUCAUCGCGGGCUGUGACUGGAUGGUGGCCAUGUUCUGUGGCAACUUCCGGGAGAGCUACGCCCCGGAGGUCUCCCUGCCUGGCACCAAGUGCGCCUGCCUGCGCGCUGUCCUGGAGUUCCUCUACACCGGGCAUUUCACCCCCACUCCCGACCUGGACGCCAUGGAACUCCUGGUCUUAACCAACCGCCUGUGUCUGCCCCGGCUGCAGGCGCUCACAGUAUGCUGUGGACGAGCUGCUCCGAGCCUACGUGCAGCAGGUGGAGAUCGACGAGCAGGUGAUCAUCUACCUGGAGAUGACUCAGUUCCACAACGCCCAGCAGCUGGCAGCAUGGUGCCUGCACUACAUCUGCACCAACUACAACAGCGUCUGCCGCCGCUUCCCCAGGGAGAUGAAGUACAUGGCGCCAGAGAACAAGGCGCACUUCGAGCGGCACCGCUGGCCGCCCAUCUGGUACCUGAAGGAGGAGGAUCUGUACCUGCGCUCGAAGAAGGAGCGGGACCUGGAGGAGCAGCUGCUGCGGAAGCAGCACACCCGCAGCAAGUGGUGCUUCUGGCGCCCCUCGCCCCACGUCUCCUGAGCCCUGCCGUGCUGCUUGUGCCUUGCUGAGGGCGGGAGGGGCUGCCAGGCGGGCCGGGCCAGGGUAGGGCUGGGUGCCUGUGCCCAUCAUUCCCACUUCCAUGGGCACAGCAGCUGUUCCUGCUCCAGCACAGGGCUCCUGGCCAGCUGCUCCCAUGGGGCGGGGUCCCGUUUACUGUCCCCCUGGCCCACCGAGCCCUGGCUCUGGAACGUUUACAGGCUCUCCUGGCCCCUGCUGCCCUUAGCUUCCAUCUGUGCCUCUGCUGCAGCUUGGCAGUGCAUUGGUCCCCGUUGCCUUGCCGGGGGGUGGCCGGGGGCCCCAAACCCAGCAGAGCUGUGGGGAUACCUCUCGUCUAGCAGUGUGGGGGCUGGAUUCGGGCUGUGAGCGUGACUCUGCUGUGCUCGGGCGGGGGUUGGGUCACAGCUGUCCCUCCCCUCCUCCCCUGACGGUGGGGAUGCUGACAGGGUCUGAGCCCACGGGGCGCCUCAGAGCAGCACUCUGCUCCCCGCAGGGUUGGGCCUGUUCCAGGCUCCCCCUAGGCCGGAGGGCAGCAGAGCUGUGCAGGGGGUUGGAUCAGGGAGCUGAGUGCAGGGGGGGGCUGGGGGAGAGGGUUUCUCCUUGUCCUUGGGACACUAACAGAGCAGUGAGGGGGUGGCUGUGCUGGGGGCAGAUGUGGGGUGGAGCUGUGUGUGUGUGGGGGGGGGGUCUGAGCUCGGGGGGUGCAUGUGGGAGCUGGGUUUGGGCAGGAGAUUUCUGUGUUUUCGGUAGUUGUAGGAGCUGCUCCCUUUGUGCUUUGCCUGCUCUUGGGACGGGGGCAGCCUGGAGCCCCCAGCCGGCCCCUUUGCUCCUCUCUGUGCCUUUGACACUACAAGCCUCUUCCCCAGCUCGCCCUGCCUCGUGAGAGGGGCUGGGGCCCUGGGCAAUGGCUCCCUCCCCGUUUUGAUACACCUUGGUGCAUUAAGGGAACUGCCCUGGGCUGGCAGGGCCGUGCGUGCCACGUGCACAAUGGGGUUUACACUUUUCUAGGGAGCCCGGCUCCUGCCAGGCCUCGCGGAGCACCGUUCCCACGCUGAGCCGUCCCCUCACUCCGACCGAAGGGCUGUUUGUAUCCGCGUUUCUAACCACUGUGAGCCGGCCUCGCGCUGCCCGGCCUUUUUACACCUCGCAGUAUUGGACUGUUUUAACCUUUUAAUAAAACCUUUUGUAAUGUGU